AUCCGAGUAGCCAAUCCUUUAAAAAGGAUGGAUAGUGGUGAAACUCAAAAUGUUUCUCCACCAAUGGAGUUUAGUCACCCCCCUGUGAAAGGGCACGAUAGGUGUGAAACAACUCCAAAUUUGAUGCAAGAAGAUCCAUCCACAGGUAUGGCAAGUCACGAGUCAUCGUGUGAAGCUGGGUCGAUACUCCUACCAGUUUCACCUGUUUCUUCCCCUUUGCAGACUCUCGUUCACCCAAGCUCUUCCUCCUCUAAAAUAUUGUUGGGUUUUGUCUCGUCUUCCCGUCCCAGGUUAAGCGGCUCUAAACGAAUAGCAUCAUGUCCCACCGAGUAUACUUGGUUUCCUAAACGUAAGAAGUCAUUUGGUCCAACCCCCAAUGUUCUAUCGUGUAAUUCUGCUUUCUUUACUUAGUUUAGGUUGUAAUCAUGCUUUUCAUUAAUAGUAUCUUUGUCAAAAAAAAAAAAAA
Chenopodium quinoa (quinoa) is the source of this 466-nucleotide messenger RNA. RefSeq lists its product as uncharacterized. The record is from RefSeq and is a predicted model, not a curated record. The coding region runs from base 28 to 411 and encodes 127 amino acids. Lineage: Eukaryota; Viridiplantae; Streptophyta; Magnoliopsida; Caryophyllales; Amaranthaceae. The transcript has 2 exons.